This is a messenger RNA of Dibothriocephalus latus, 366 nucleotides long. The record is from the annotation of a GenBank genome assembly. NCBI's taxonomy places the organism in Eukaryota, Metazoa, Platyhelminthes, Cestoda, Diphyllobothriidea, Diphyllobothriidae.
AUGUUUGCUUAUCUUAAGUUCCUGACUGUCGGCCCGACAAGAAGCGUAGCCUCUGCCAGACACUUCCGUGAACGCAUAAAACAUAAGAAGUUAGAGCCAGACGAAUCCAUGGUAUCCUCCAUCUCACAGCAACUGGCAAUUGAUGCUGUGAUACAAUUUUUAACUGAACACUACGGCGAGAGGGACAAGCCCCUGAAUACUGAACAGCUACUCAAACUUAUGCGGUACUGCUUUAAAACCUACUUCAUAUUUGGAGGACAAAUGUAUGAACAAAUUAAAGGCACCCCAAUCGCCCCCCCCCUAUCAGACCUGAUUGCUGAAGUCGUCCUUCAACGGAUUGAACACUUGGUCUUCAGGAAGUAUUAA